AUCCGAUCACCGGUGUCGUCGCGGUAGACGAGAUCGAUCCUCGGGAACAGUGCCGAGAGCGGCGGGUUUCCGUCGUCUCAGACUCUUGGGAAAUAAAUUCCGUUCUGGUUAAAGUGACCUGGAGUUGUUUUCAUUCGAUCUUGCUUGGAUACUCGCUCCCCAAGAUAUUGCGUCAUUGAAUGUUUCCACGAUCGAUCCUCGCAGCGCGUCACCUGAAUAUUUGACCAUUCGAAGUCUUCAAUUCCAGAUGUCAAGCAGGAGCCGAUGAUUUCGCCGUCGAUGGAUUUGGACCAAGUGAUGCAAAACCUACCCAAUUUGCAUUUGUUCUCCAAUCUUCAAAGUUUAAACUUAGAGCAUCUGAUCGCGCUGACGAAUAGUGAAGCUCAGCCGGCAGUGAAACAGUUCAAAUGUAAACACUGCAACUACUUGACGCCUUACCAGGCUGCUCUCAAGACACAUCUGAAAAGUCACAGUGGUGAGAAGCCUUUCAAGUGCCAGUUCUGCGAAUACCGCACGGGACUCAAACACAACCUGGAGACUCAUCUGAGGACACAUACCGGAGAAAAACCCUACAGUUGUCCCUAUUGUCCGUACAAAUGUGCCGCGAAAGGUAACCUGAAACUGCAUGUCCGGAUCCACACGGGAGAGAGACCUUUUCGAUGUAAGCUUUGCGACUACUCCAGUGCGCAAAGCAGCUCUUUAGCCACCCACAUGAAGACUCAUAAUCGGGAGCCCGGACGAGUCUAUAAAUGUCAGUCAUGUCCUUUCUCUGCCUAUUUCAAGCACAAGUUCGAUCAACACAUGAGAAUACAUCAACAGCAGCAAGCGGCGGCGGCUGCUGCCGGGAGCGCCAACCUACCCCAAACGUCGCAGACAUUUUGAGCUUGAGGCGUUCGUAUUGCGCUACCGGCGUGUUUUGCGGGUGGUCAGGCGUACGGAAGGUCUUCAGAAUCCUUAUUCCAGACAAAGAUUAUGAAAUUCUAGCGUUCCUAUUGUAUUGUCGUCUUGAGUGAUUGGAAGACGGACUG
This is a messenger RNA of Galendromus occidentalis (western predatory mite), 1028 nucleotides long. Its product is annotated as zinc finger protein 513. Gene Ontology annotation, biological process: regulation of transcription by RNA polymerase II. The record is from RefSeq and is a predicted model, not a curated record. Gene Ontology annotation, molecular function: RNA polymerase II cis-regulatory region sequence-specific DNA binding; DNA-binding transcription factor activity, RNA polymerase II-specific. Lineage: Eukaryota; Metazoa; Arthropoda; Arachnida; Mesostigmata; Phytoseiidae. The coding region runs from base 265 to 882 and encodes 205 amino acids. The transcript has 2 exons.